Messenger RNA from Eremothecium cymbalariae DBVPG#7215, 2781 nucleotides. RefSeq names its product Fap1p (gene FAP1). Gene Ontology annotation, molecular function: DNA-binding transcription factor activity, RNA polymerase II-specific; zinc ion binding; RNA polymerase II transcription regulatory region sequence-specific DNA binding. The transcript has a single exon. Bases 1 to 2781 code for a protein of 926 amino acids. Gene Ontology annotation, cellular component: nucleus. Gene Ontology annotation, biological process: negative regulation of transcription by RNA polymerase II. Lineage: Eukaryota; Fungi; Ascomycota; Saccharomycetes; Saccharomycetales; Saccharomycetaceae. The record is from RefSeq and is a predicted model, not a curated record.
AUGUUGAAUACAAGUGAAAGGUCUUCAGAGGUUGAGGAAGUUUCCUAUUCAGAUUACUUGAGUGAAGCAGAUGAUGAUGGGCUCCCGUAUUAUGAAAAGGCGAUUAAGGAUAUUCAGAAUGGUUAUUUAUAUCAAUGCUUAAUUUGUACAGUUGAGAUCGACAGUACAUGUCGCAUGUAUGCAUGUUCAAACUGCUAUCGUGUAUACGAUUAUGAGUGCAUUAUGGAAUGGGCUAAAAAGUCUAGCAAACGAUCGGCGGACAGUACUUGGAAAUGUCCAAACUGCUAUCAUUCAUAUAAUAAAGUUUUACCUAAGAAGCGAAGCACAUGUUGGUGCGGCAAACAAAUCAAUCCAGAGAAGAAUGCAACGUAUCCUAAUUCGUGUGGUCAGACAUGUGGGGCAUCCAUAUGUAAGCAUGGGUGUGCAAGCACUUGUCAUUUGGGGCCUCAUCCUAAAUGCAUGGUUCCUGUCGGUUUAAAAUGUAAGUGCGGGAAAAUUACAGAACAGAUUUCAUGUUACCAGACAAAGGCUGUAAAGCCAAAGCUAUCUUGUAAAUUGCCCUGUGGACUGCCUUUACCAUGUGGAGUACAUACCUGUCAGAAGAUUUGCCAUUCUGGCCCUUGUGGUCGGUGUAACACUGUUAUGAGCGGCAAAUUCAAAUGUUACUGUGGCUCCAAUCAUCUUGAUAGCAUAAUUUGUAAGGAUGUUGCUGUAACUAAGAUGAGCAGAUCUGGUAAACACAAAAAAUGGAUUGGUGUCUUUUCCUGUAAGAAUAUUCGCGAAGUUAGGUAUCGAUGUAAGGAACAUUCCUUUAAUGAAUCAUGCAAACCUUCUCCUUCUCCUGAUGCACGUAUUCAAUGUCCAUAUUCUCCGAAUAUUUGCAAAACAUGUUGUUGUGGUAAUACAACUUUAAUUGAUAUGCAGCAAAAACGAGAAAAAUGUACAGAUCCGAUUCCUACCUGUGAUCAACGUUGUGGAAAGCCGCUGUCAUGUGGGAAGCAUACCUGUCCUAUGACAUGUCAUCCGGGGAAAUGCAUGGAUCCUUGUUUGCAAAUAGAGGAAAGAAAAUGCUCCUGUCAAGAAAGAACUUUCUUGACACCCUGCCAAUUCGAUGGUAAACCAAGCUGUAAUAUAAAAUGUGAAAAUUUAAUGUCAUGCCGUCGUCACAGAUGUAUUAAGAGGUGUUGUUCCGGUAAGCCGUUGGCGUUGGCGCGCAGUAGUACUAUAACUCCUUGGCUUGACAAAAAUGAUGAAUCUUUAAUUGAAGCGGAACAUAUAUGUUUUAAGAACUGUAAUAGAAAGUUGUCAUGUGGUCUGCAUCAUUGCACUAAUAAAUGCCAUCCAGGUAAAUGUCCGCCGUGCUUGGAAUCAGAUUCUAAUGAUUUGGUAUGUCCUUGUGGUAAAUCUGUAAUUUUGGCUCCCGUUCGAUGUGGCACUGUGCGUCCUAAUUGUAAUUACCCGUGCAUAAAUACGUUACGUGGUUCUAUGCCUUGUGGCCAUCGGGCCCCUUUUCAUAAAUGUCAUCCUUCAACAGAAGACUGCCCGCCAUGUACUGCAUUUGUAUACAAACCUUGUAAAUGUGGUAAGUUAACCGCCGCUCGGACGAUUUGCUUCCAAAAUGACAUUUCUUGUGGUAGGAAAUGUGCUGCUAAAUUGACCAAUUGUCACCAUCUCUGUCAGAAGCAAUGCCACCCACCAGGAGAGUGUCCAAAUACUUGUACCGAAGUAUGCGGUCUGAAAAGAAGUGCAUGUGAGCACUUAUGUACUGCUAACUGCCAUGGUGAUGAAAUUUGUCCCGAUGUUCCAUGUCUAGAGGAGGUUGUUGUCUCUUGUGGCUGUGGAAGAAGAUCAUUGAAAGUACCAUGUGGUGCAUACAAAGACAAAGAAUCAGCUACAGCUACUCAAAGUUUACUCUGUGAUGAUGAUUGCGCAAAAGUUCAAAAACAUCAGAUGCUGCUACAGACACUCCGUUCAUCUGAAAGUACCAAUAAAGCAGAGCAUGGAAGCUCUAGUGUUAUUAAUAAGCCAACUUCAUAUGAGGAUUUAGGGUUGCCAUAUUCUGAACAGAUGAUGUGCGUUUUUUCUAAGCAAGCCACUUGGUGCAAAAAUAUCCAAGAUUCAUUGAUCAGAUUACUGGAGGACAAAAGCAGGAAAAGUUUGCAUUUUAAACCUAUGAAGGCUCCUCAGCGUCAAUUUGUUCACGAGCUUUCUAAAGCUUUUGGGUUAUACUCAGAAUCUCAGGACCGCGAACCUAAGAGAUCUGUUUUUGUUAAGAUAUUGAAAACGUCGAAGAUUCCCGCUAUUGGCCUAUCGGAAGCAUUAUUACUAUAUCAACGUAUGAAAACUUUCCAAAAGGAAAGGCGAGAUCUAGAACUACAACACAACACAACAAAAAUUCUAAUUUCUAUUCCUAUAGAUGAUGGUUCUGAUUCUAAAACACUCGAAGCAAGCUGCAAUGCAAUUUUGAUUACAGGCGUACCUCGAACUGUUACUGUGGAGAAUAUUAAGGCUUGUUUCGAUGAGUGUCUAAAACAAACGCUUUUGAAGGAUCCCCAAUUUAGGCUCAUUAACAGCAAUGCCUACAUUUACCCAUCUAACUUUCUUGAAAUUUCAGCAAACGUCGAAACAGAUAUUCAAAGAUUAGUUCCAUAUUUCAGUCAUGUUUGCGAAAGAAAGCAAAUUGGAUACAAUGUAUCUGCACACAAAUUGACCGCUGAUUUCAAUAAAACUUCGCAAGCUUUAAACAAUUCAUUCAUUUCUACUGAAGAUCCUGAUUUCUAA